Patiria miniata (bat star) is the source of this 2316-nucleotide messenger RNA. RefSeq lists its product as uncharacterized. The coding region runs from base 109 to 1719 and encodes 536 amino acids. Gene Ontology annotation, molecular function: calcium ion binding. The record is from RefSeq and is a predicted model, not a curated record. The transcript has 12 exons. Lineage: Eukaryota; Metazoa; Echinodermata; Asteroidea; Valvatida; Asterinidae. Gene Ontology annotation, biological process: lipid metabolic process.
CAACUCGUCAUUUUCGUUUGUCAGUGUUUUCGAUAUUUUGUGUGCGUGCCGCUAACACUUAAAUACAGUCGGAGAAUAACAUUCACGCACACAGACACCAACUGCACCAUGAUGAUAAGAUCCAGAGUGAAUUCGUACUCGCCCCAUGCAAGACAAGAGGACGACGGGCGUCUUCGUGUCGAGUCGACCCGCAGUGGCAAGCCAACGAACCGGGAGAUUCUCACGUCAGAACAGAAAGAGGAAUUGGCCGGGUAUAAGUUCGACUUCGAGAACAUCGCGUUUGAGGGCGGAGGCAACAAGGGAUUGGCAGCAGUCGGAGCCAUUCGGGUCCUUGAGGAGCUUGGCUAUCUGGGAAACAUCAAACGUUUUGCUGGGGCCAGUGCCGGUUCAAUGGUUGCUGCACUGGCGUCUGUUGGAUAUGACUCGCAUGAUAUCGAGAAAUUCCUGAGAGGAGAUAUCACGAAAGUCUUCCUUGAUGCCAGAUUUGGUAAACUCAGCUUUCUUCCUAACAUGCUGAGGAACUACGGUUGGCAUCCCGGCAAGAAGAUCUUCCACUGGUUCGGAUUGCAACUCAAAAAGAAGACGGGCAAAAAGGACCUGACAUUUAAGCAGCUGUACACGGGAGAUUACAAGGGGGGUAACAAGGAAGCAAAAACGGAGCUUUGUAUUAUCGUGACCAACCUCAACAAUAUGGACAGCACGUAUUGCCAUGUCAAAACCACUCCCGAUCUUCCCAUCAGAAAAGCAGUUCAGAUGUCCGGCUGUAUUCCAGGUUAUAUUUGUCCCGUGAAGGAAAAGCUUGGGACGACAAAGGACUACUACGUAGAUGGAGGACUACUCUGCAACUAUCCAAUACAUUGCUAUGACGGCUGGUAUUUGUCCUUUCUAGCAACCGAAGAACACAAGAGGCGUCCACUCUCCGGAGACCCCAAUAGUCCAGAAGAAACCGAAAAAUCCCUCUGGGACCCCAACAAACCCUUCUAUCCGGGGAACAAAAAAACAGUGGGGAUCCUACUUUAUGCCAACGAUGAGAGGGAGAUUAUGAAGGACGACCUGAUGAAACGUUUUGAUGAUCAUAUCAAACUGUCUGAAAAGCCGAACUUCCCUAACACCCGUCUGGCCAACCAGCAGAAGGGGCCAAUGGAGGAAAUAAAUAAAAAGAGGACCGAGCGUCGAACACUUAUGGAAUCGUUUUCCAAGUUUCGCAAGGUACUUGGGGACAGCGACAUCGACCACUGCAGGCCUAUCAGUGAGCAGAAAUUCGAGGAGGCCAUGAACAAGCCAAACUCGGAAUUCACAACCGAAGACAAGAAGCAGCUAUUUGGAGAUGACUACAGUGACUCCAAGACACUGUUCAAACAGCUGGAUAUCGACCGAAGUGGCAAAUUAACUGCACAAGAACUGACAGCGUUCGGGUGGAAAAAAGGCUUGAAGAUUAUGGAUUAUUUGCGAGGCUACAGCCGGCAGGAAAUCACUGGUAUGGGGAGCUACUUCCGCACCAUUUUGAACAGCUUGCUGCUCAAUAUGAAGAGAGUCUACAUUAAGGACAAAGAGGAUGUGGUGCAACGUACGAUCGGCAUUAACACCAGCUACCUGGAUACUCUGGACUUCGACAUGGAGGAACAAGACCAAAUUUACAUGGUUCAGCAAGGCAAGCUUGGCUGCAUAGCUUUUCUCCGUGAACUCAUUGCCAAGGAAAAGAUGGUCCGCAAGACAUGAACUGCACGGUAGAAAAACACAUUGGAUUUGGUAUUGGAGAUAACUAUACGCUCACCAGUUUGGCUUUUUGGAGCUUUUUGUAAGCGAAGGCUAUGACACUUAUCAUCGAGGCUAUGAAACGCGUGGUGAACUUGAUCUUGUAUUUUAUGACAAGUGCACCUAUAUAAAAACGCAAGCAAAAACGUAAUUUUUUUUAGGAACACAUUUUGUACAGCUUUAAACUCAUCUUAAAUGUAUGAAAACUGUUUGACAUCCAUUUUUCAUUAAUUUUGUUGAAUCGUGCUCUUUUAAAAAAAAAUGUCCACGCUUUUCCGGACAACUGAGGGCGCUGUUGCUGUGAUAUCAUUUCAGGAAGUUUUCUGUAAAUUCUGUUCAAGUUCGGAACCCAAAAUUUGACCAUUGAAAAUAUUUGUGAGAAAGUGUUGCUCAUUAGCUGUCAUGUAUUGACACAACAACGAAUUAAGACAAGAAAAUGUCCAGCGAAAUAUCCAAAAUCACGUAGCAACUUUCACGGAGCUGCAAAAAAGCUGUAACAUUGAGGUUUCUGCCUUUAAUGACAUCACACUUGUGGUCAUGAAUAGAAAAUUCGCAUUGACA